AUGCCCCUCCUCCUCUUGCUGUUCCUGCUGCCAAGCCCUUCACACCCCGUCCCCAUCUGUGAAGUCGGCAACAAGGACAGCCAGGUAGAAGUGAACUGUGAAAAUAAGGGACUGAAGGCACCGCCUCCAAACCUGCAGGCCGACACCGCCAUCCUCCACCUGGGUGAGAACCCCCUGGGCACUUUCUCCAUGGCAUCCGUGGUGAAUCUGCCCCACCUCACUGAGCUGUUCCUGGGUAAGAGCCAGCUGACCAGCCUGCAGGCAGACGCGAAACUGCCGCGGCUGGAGGUCCUGAAUCUAGCCCACAAUAAGCUGAGAAGCCUGCCCGAGCUGGGACAGGCACUGCCAGCUCUCUCUAUCCUGGACGUGUCCUUCAACAAGCUGACCUCGUUGCCUCCUAACGCUCUGCAUGGCCUGAGCCACCUCCACGAGCUCUAUCUGCGCGGAAACCAGCUGAGGACUCUGCCCCCUGAGCUCCUGGUGCCCACACCCCGCCUGAGGAAGCUCAACCUGGCUGAAAACGACUUGCAAGAGCUGCCCACUGAGCUUCUAAAAGGGUUGGAGGAACUUGACACCCUUUACCUCCAAAAGAACAGGCUGCGCACGAUACCAACGGGCUUCUUUGGGAUGCUCCUCCUGCCUUACGCUUUUUUCCAUAACAACUCCUGGUCCUGCGACUGCGGGAUCCUCUAUUUCAGCCGCUGGCUGCAGGACAACCCCAGCAACGUGUACGUAUGGGAGGAGGAUGUGGACAUUAAGGCCAUGACCCCCGAUGUGAAGAGCGUUCAAUGUGUCGAUAUGAACGGCACGUACGUCUACAAAUUCUCGGGGGAUGGCUGCAACAUCCCUGGUGACAGGGACAACCUGGACUACGAUGAAUAUGAUGAGGAACAGGAGGUAGCUGCCGUGAACACUGUAAGCACCCUCUCUAGCCACACCAUGCACUGGGACCUGCUCUAUUUAGCACUGACUACUUCGCCAGGCAGUCAGGUGUCCUCCUUGCCUCCAGUUAAGAAACUGACCACGAUCCCAAUUACUAUAGACUCCAUCACCUCCUCCAAAACUCUAAAACCCACUACUGAACCCCCCACAACCCCAACCACCCCAGAAUCCACAACCCCGACCACCCCAGAACCCACAAUCCCGACCACCCCAGAGCCCACUACCUCGACCACCCCAGAGCCCACUACCUCGACCACCCCAGAGCUCACUACCCCGACCACCCCAGAGCCCACUACCUGGUCCACCCCCGAGCCUACUACCCCGACCACCCCAGAGCUCACUACUCCGACCACCCCAGAGCCCACUACCCUGACCACCCCAGAGCUCACUACUCCGACCACCCCAGAGCCCACUACCCUGACCACCCCAGAACCCAUAAGUGAGACUUUACAAUCAACCAUAUUCUUAACCUCCACAGAAUCCAUUUCACUCCCCACUAUCUUAGAAUCCACCAUAACCAUCAUCUCUGAAUCUGACAACCUCUGGAAGGCCCAGGGAUUGGCUAGUUCCAGUAACAACCCUCUUCUCAGCUCUGACUCUUGCUGUCUGUUCCUGGGCUUCUAUAUCUUGGGUCUCCUCUGGCUCCUGGUUGCCUCUGUGAUCCUCAUCCUGCUGCUGUGCUGGGUCCAGCAGGUGAAGCCAUGGGCCCUGGCCACGGCCACCCACACGGCGCACCUGGAGCUGCAAAGGGGAAGGCAGGUGACGGUACACCGGGCCUGGCUGCUUUUCUUCCAAGGCUUACUUCCCACUUUCCGCUCUAGUCUUUUCCUGUGGGUGCGGCCUAAUGGCCGCAUGGGGCCUCUGCAGGCGGGUCGGCGGCCUUCGGCCCUGAGCCUGGGUCGUGGUGGGGAUCUGCUAGGGACUGUGGGUGUUAGGUACUCUGGCCACAGCCUCUGA
Molecule: messenger RNA, 1899 nt
Organism: Budorcas taxicolor (takin)
Lineage: Eukaryota; Metazoa; Chordata; Mammalia; Artiodactyla; Bovidae
Gene: GP1BA
Product: glycoprotein Ib platelet subunit alpha
Exons: 1
Coding region: 1-1899 (632 amino acids)
Molecular function (GO): protein binding
Source: RefSeq, a predicted model, not a curated record